Papilio xuthus (Asian swallowtail) is the source of this 1557-nucleotide messenger RNA. Its product is annotated as ras-related and estrogen-regulated growth inhibitor. Gene Ontology annotation, molecular function: GTP binding; GTPase activity. Bases 270 to 1238 code for a protein of 322 amino acids. The transcript is spliced from 7 exons. The record is from RefSeq and is a predicted model, not a curated record. Lineage: Eukaryota; Metazoa; Arthropoda; Insecta; Lepidoptera; Papilionidae.
ACUCUGACGUGGUUGUGUCGACGAAUUUUCGUAGUAUUUUUUUUUAUUUAUUAUAUGCGAUAACUAAAAGUCCAGUGUGGAGUUAUUCGAAAUAAUAUUUAGUUUUUGUGAAUAAUAUGUUAUUUGUAAAAAAGGGUACAUUGAGUUUUUAUAAUUUGAAUAAUAUUCUAAAGAAAGGUGUAAGGGAUGUUCGAAAAUCUUGGACGAAAAGCUACCUUAAAAAUGUUAUGGAUGCAUUGCAUUAAAUUAACCAUAAGAUAAGUUAUAAAAUGGCAACAUUGGUUACAAUGAGCAGCACUACUUCACCAAAGUCCUCUCUUGCCAAACUUGUACUGUAUCCGAAACAGAAACCUUUCAAAGUCAUGGUACUGGGUCAGUCCGGUGUUGGGAAAUCAGCGCUCGUGGUGCGGUUCAUUACGAGGCGUUUUAUUGGAGAAUACGAUCCCAAUUUAGAAAAGAUCUACGCCUUUCAAACUGUUAUCGACAACGAAAUGGUUUAUUUCGAAAUACUGGACUCAGCUGGUGAUCCUCAUGAAAGCGAAUACGCGAACUUGGAGAGCAACAUUCGUUGGGCGGAGGCUUUCAUUUUGAUGUACUCAGUAACGGACAAAUGCUCCUUCGACGAAUGUCAUCGCCUCAAAUUCCUCAUUAAUUAUAACAAGAGACGACGCAGACUAUCAGCUACGAAGGAUAGUGUGUUGGAGACACCAGUAGUUCUGGUGGGGAAUAAGACGGACCAGAUCGGAGACCGCAUGGUGACCACCGAGGAGGGCCAGAGACGCAGCAAGGAGAUAGGCUGUGUAUGUUUUCACGAGAUCUCAGUCAGAGAGAGCAUCGACCAGGUGUGGGGUGUGUUCCGGGACGCGCGUCGCUUCUGGCGCGUAGGCAGCAAGUGGACGCGCGGCCGCGGGGAUGCACGCGUUUCAGCAGCGCUUGCACGCCCGCUGGCGCGCGCUGCAUCCGACUCGGCCCCUGAACCACCAACUGCACCAUUCUGCCGUCGUUGGACCGAAGUAGAAUUAGAAGAAGAGGACGAGAUGGGCGUGGUGCGAAGUGACUCCACAUCAUCAUCAGGUUUGUCAGAGUGUGCGGAGGAAUUCCGUGCUCGGGCUAGCACCGACUCGCGGCUGCCCCCACGACCAGCGCGACCUCGACACCCCGUACCCACCAGACCCAUGCCGCCGUCGGUACGACGAAUGAGCGUGUCCAUGAAGGGAAACAAUGCUAGUACAUAUUAAGACUACUUAGAUUAUGAAAGUGGAAAUUGUGUUACGAGUAGAAAGACAUGAGUUUUAGGUUCGCGCCAAGAUUUGAUUACCGGCAAUAGCUACCGGCAACUACCUUUUAAUUGUUUUGUGUAAUAUAAAAAAAAUCGGUCUACUAUCGGAUACUAAUAUAUUAAUGUGCGUUGAAUUCAAGAUUCAAAAUGUAUGUGUACGUAUAACAUCAGAAAAACUUAGGUAUUCAAAUUUACACAUAUUCCAUACAUCUUAUAUAAUGUAGCUUCUACCUCUUGUUAAUACUUCUAUACUAUAAGCUAUAGUUUAUCUUUUGUUG